Molecule: messenger RNA, 2395 nt
Organism: Leptopilina heterotoma
Lineage: Eukaryota; Metazoa; Arthropoda; Insecta; Hymenoptera; Figitidae
Product: fatty acid hydroxylase domain-containing protein 2
Exons: 6
Coding region: 671-1693 (340 amino acids)
Biological process (GO): sterol biosynthetic process
Molecular function (GO): iron ion binding; C-4 methylsterol oxidase activity
Source: RefSeq, a predicted model, not a curated record
AGAAAAAAGGCGGAAAUUCGCAUUAAAGGGGAAAAUCGGAAAAUUAGUGAAAAGUGUGGUGAAUAAAGUAAAAAUAAAAGCGAAAAAUUGUAUUGAUUGCAUUUGACGUUUUUGGGUAUUUUGAGGUUAUGUCGAACCGGUCAAAUCAAAACAAAGGAACAAAAGCAACAAAACAUUCGGAAAAUAUCGAAAAUAUAUUCAAAAUAUAGCAAAAGGAGCAAAAGUAUAAAGUAAGCAAAUGCGAAGCAAACAGGAAAAAUAACUUGAUGGCAAAAAAGAAAAGACGUAAAAAUUCCGAAAACUAAGAAAAUAUUUAAAGAACCUCCCGAAGGAUAAAAAAAACCAAUUACUUGUAUUUAAAAAUGAUAAAUAUUGCGCGCAUGCGAAGGGAUUUAUCAUUCCCUACCAAUAUGAUUGGAAAAAUUUAUCAUCUAUCUAUAUAGACGAAUUUUGCACUAUAUAGAGUAAACGACAGGAAUUAGCAACGGCGCAUUUGCCCGCCAGUGUUGAGCGUCUGCGUCUAUCGAACGUUGUUAUUUUCUGCAAAAGGUAAAUGUCAACGGUUGACAAGAACAAUUCACCAGGAAAUUUGCAAUAUACAAGUGACACAUAAAGGAUUAUAAUAAACGAAAAAAUUUAAGAAAAUCCUCUCGUCUUUCCCCCAGUCGAGAUGGAGGAACAAACACAAUGGAAAGCUGCCCCAUCGCCGACCAACGAUGCCAGUAAAAAUCAAACGCCACCCACGUUGCUCUCGAGUUUGAGAAGUGUUUUGUUCGUCAUUGGAACUGUGGUCAUAGCAAUUGCCGCUGUUUGUAAUUCUCUCACCUGGCAUUUGCAGAGGUUUUGGGGUGCGUCUGGUGAUUUUUGGCAAGCGCGAUGGGACAGAAUUUUAGAUUUAUUGGGAGACGAUCCCGUCACGUUGUGGGUGUUUGGUUCAAUGGGACUGACAUUUAUUGUUUAUUGGGUGUUUGGUGGAAUUUACACAAUUCUCGACAUGACGAAUAAACCGGCGGCAUUACGUCGUUAUAAAAUUCAACCGGGCACAAAUGAGCCAGUCGAUUCAAAGGAGCUGUGCAAAGUAAUAGCCCAAGUGCUAUUUAAUCAGCUAAUCGUGAGUUUACCGCUAUCGUAUGUCAGUUAUCACUUGAUGGAGUGGCGGGGUUAUCCAUCCGUUCGUGAACUUCCCACUUUUCAUUGGGUUUUAGCCGAACUCGCUAUUCACAUUCUUUUCGAAGAAAUUGGUUUCUAUUACUCUCACAGAUUGUUGCACAGUCGUUAUCUGUACAAAUACAUUCAUAAGCAGCAUCAUCAAUGGACCGCGCCAGUGGCUGUGACUGCGAUCUACUGCCAUCCACUCGAGCACAUUGGCUCAAAUUUAUUUCCACCGUUUUUGGGUGUCCUCAUAUGCGGCUCUCACGUUGCAACUGCCUGGCUAUGGUUUUCACUCGCCAUUCUGUCAACGCUCAACGCUCAUUCGGGAUAUCAUCUGCCAUUCUUCCCGUCGCCCGAGGCACAUGACUUUCAUCACUUGAAAUUCAAUCAAUGCUUUGGUGUACUGGGAGUUCUUGAUCGUCUUCACGGAACAGACACGCAAUUCCGGAAUUCACGAGCUUGUGCGCGACACAUUACAAUGCUCAGUUUCGUUCCACCGCGAGAGGCAUUUCCCGAUGAAGUGAAAUACAAAUCGAAAUAAAGCGCAAAAGAAAAAUAAUAUUUCAAUUUUUUUUUACAUUUUUAAACAAUUUUUUUGAGAAGAAAAUUUUUUUAAUAGAACUUUCUCUGUUCUAUUUUCUUUUCCUAAUUUCAUAAACAAAAAAAAACAAACAAACAAACAAAAAUACGGCUAUAAAUAUUUCAUCGAAUCGUUCUUUAAAAUUAGUUUCAAAAUAUCUUAUAAAAUAAGAGUAAAAAAAAGAGACGCAAAACAAAAAUGUUUCUUUCCUUUUUGCGAAUAUAAAAAGAAGUAAAUAACUUUUAGGUACGUUAAAAUUAAUUGUUUACAAUUUUGUAAGCAAAAAUUGUACAAAUUUGUAAGCAAUUUAUAAAAGACGUACAAAAAAAAAAUUAAAAUAAUCGCGCACUUUAGGUGCAAAAGCAAAAAAAAAAUGGUGUAAAAAAAUAUAAUGCAAGAUCUUUAUACGUACUUUGCACGACUGUGGAGCACAUGUGAUACGUUAUGAAUUUUUCGCAAAAAAUGCGUUUAGCUUUCGGUAUUUUUUUUCUAUUCUUUUAAAUCGCAAGCUUACGCAUUAUUUUUGUUAAUUUUUCUUUAUUGCACAAGUCAUCUUUCGAUAUUUGGUGGAAAGAUGAGGAAAAAUAUUUUAAUAAUAGUGAUUUUUCCAAGUUUGAUGCAGAUAGUUUGAAAAAUUUCAUAGUUUUGCUUUAAAAGCAAAAA